AUGUCAACGACUUUCAUCAAACUCGCAAUCCUCCUCCAGUACCUCCGAACCUUCGAUCGUGGCUCCAAGUCACGCACCCUCACCAUCGUCAUGAUAGUCAUCACCUCGAUGUGGGGCAUCGCCUUCAUGUUCCUCGCCUGGAUCCCGUGCCUACCGGUCCGCGCGUACUGGGAUUGGGAAGAACACGCCAUCGGCCGCUGGGGCUUCGGGUCGCAGAUCGCCGAGGAGCUGAUACGGACGUACGAGAGCCACGCCACGAGCAACAUGCUCCUCGACUUCAUCAUCUUCGCCAUCCCGCUCCCGCUCUACUUCAACAAGGAGGCCAACAAGCGCUCCCGCAAGGGCGUCCUCGGCCUCUUCCUCCUGGGCAGCGUCGUGCUCAUGCUCUCGGCCUGGCGCCUCGUCGCCCUCAUCCGCUCGCGCGCAGGCACCUACCCGACCCUCGACCCGACGUGGUACGCCUCGGCGCCGAUGGCGCUCGCCAUCCUCGAGAUCGACGUCGCGGCCAUCUGCGCCUCGCUGCCCGUCUUCUGGCCCGUCAUCAUGGUCGGCAUGGGCAAGAUCUUCGUCACGCACGAGGUCAAGGUGGAGGUCACGACGGAGGAGUUCGCGCGCGACGACGACGACCUGGAGCUGGCGCAGUGUGCGGGCACGUCGUUCUCGUACUCGCAGCCCUCGCCGACGCAGGACACGGACAAGCUGUUCGACCCGGAACAGCAGCCGGAACAGCAGCCGCCGCCGCAGCCGGAGACGCGGAUAUUCGGGGCGUACAUGAUGGGGAAGACGACGACGGAGGUCACGAAAGUCACGAAAGUCGGAUGA
Colletotrichum karsti is the source of this 822-nucleotide messenger RNA. RefSeq lists its product as uncharacterized. Lineage: Eukaryota; Fungi; Ascomycota; Sordariomycetes; Glomerellales; Glomerellaceae. The transcript has a single exon. Bases 1 to 822 code for a protein of 273 amino acids. The record is from RefSeq and is a predicted model, not a curated record.